AUGGACGUCGAGGAGUCUCCGUGGGCCGACUCGAGCCAGGCCGCCAGCGCCUCACAGGGCGACGCUCUCGGCUCCCCACCAGGGUCAUCGGCGACGGCGGCGACCGCCAGCACCUCGUCACCGGCGGCAGGGCGCCCCUCGCGCGGUCCUCGCCGCCUCGUCGCCCAACCCACGCGUCUCGAGGCCGUCGAGGACCCCCUCGGCCCGCUGAGCGCCUCCCAUGACGACGAUGCCGGGCCCGCCGAGGUGACGCCCCCGGUCCCGCCACAAAAGGAGCAGCUGGUGAUGCGCACGACGAUGCCGCCGCAGCAGGCCCAGCCCCGACGCCCGGCCGAUCCUCACCGCAUCGACGACGACCACAUGGAUACCGGAUUCCGAGGCCCCCGCGCGCCGCCGCCCGUCGACGCCGCCCUGCCUAGCAGCAACCAGAGCAGCCAGCAGCCUAGCGUCAGCGUGGAGCAGGCCGCCAAGCCGACUUUUCACAUCAGCGUCGGAGAUCCAGUCAAGAUUGGUGACCUUACGAGCUCUCAUAUUGUCUACUCUGUGCGGACAAAGGUGGGGGAUCCCGCCUAUAAGCAACCCGAAUUCGAAGUGAAGCGCAGGUAUCGCGAUUUCCUCUGGCUGUACAACUCGCUACACACGAACAACCCCGGCUACGUGGUUCCGCCGCCCCCCGACAAGCAGGCCGUCGGUCGCUUCGACAGCAACUUUGUCGAAGCCAGACGCGCGGCUCUGGAGAAGAUGCUAAACAAGAUUGCUGCGCACCCGACCCUUCAACAUGAUGGCGAUGUCAAGAUAUUCCUGGAAAGCGAAGCCUUUAAUGUGGACGUGAAGCAAAAGGAGCGCCGUGACCCGCUGCCAUCGGAGAGCAAGGGCGUGCUGGGCUCGCUCGGCAUCAAUGUCGGCGGCGGCAGCAAGUUUGUGGAACAAGACGACUGGUUCCACGAACGCAAGAUAUACUUGGAUGCGCUGGAGACGCAGCUGCGCGGGCUGCUCAAGGCGAUGGAGACCAUGGUUGGACAGCGCAAAAUGAUGGCCGAGGCCGCUGGCGAGUUUUCUGCUUCUCUGCACGCCCUGUCGACUGUGGAGCUGUCGCAGUCGCUGUCGCAGCCUCUGGAUGCCCUCUCGGACUUGCAGCUGACCAUCCGCGACGUCUAUGAUCGCCAGGCGCAGCAGGACGUGCUUACCUUUGGCAUCACGAUUGAAGAGUACAUUCGGCUGAUUGGCUCGGUCAAGCAGGCAUUCGGCCAGCGCCAAAAGGGCUUCUACGCGUGGCACUCGGCCGAGUCGGAGCUACAGAAGAAAAAGGCGACGCAGGACAAGCUGCUGCGCCAGGGCAAGAGUCAGCAGGACCGCCUUAACCAGAUGAAUGUCGAAGUGGCCGAGGCGGAGAAGAAGGUGCACCAGGCACGGCUCUUAUUCGAAGACAUGGGCCGCUGCAUGCGCGGCGAGCUGGACCGCUUUGAGCGCGAAAAGGUGGAAGACUUCAAGAGCGGUGUCGAGACCUUUUUGGAGAGUGCAGUGGAAGCACAAAAAGAGCUGAUUGAGAAGUGGGAGACGUUUCUGAUGCAGCUCGACGCCGAAGAUGACGCAUCAGCAUUCUACAAGCCCCCGGUAUACCAUGCCGCGAACAAGGGCACGGGCAACACGGCCAUUGACCGCGCGAGGGCGAGAAUGGAUGAAGAUUCUGACUAA
Cordyceps militaris CM01 is the source of this 1695-nucleotide messenger RNA. RefSeq names its product Vps5-like protein. Gene Ontology annotation, cellular component: endosome. Gene Ontology annotation, molecular function: phosphatidylinositol binding. The record is from RefSeq and is a predicted model, not a curated record. The transcript is spliced from 3 exons. Bases 1 to 1695 code for a protein of 564 amino acids. NCBI's taxonomy places the organism in Eukaryota, Fungi, Ascomycota, Sordariomycetes, Hypocreales, Cordycipitaceae. Gene Ontology annotation, biological process: retrograde transport, endosome to Golgi; protein retention in Golgi apparatus.